GAACUUAACAGUUGAACGACACCAAGCCGCAUUCCUAGCUGAUAGAGCCGACACUCAACAGCGCCCAUUCUAUAGCCGACUGAUCAAAAUGUCGAGCAUUACAAAACACUGUAAAGCCUGCUCUCUUCUUUGUCUGCUCAUACAACCUUCAGAACAUGUUCACUGUCCAGCAGAUUCUCUUCCCCUCCUCAUUCUCUUUCUCCCUAUAAAAUCCCCCCUUCACUCUCCUCCCACAACAGGCAAAUCCGAAACUACCCACCAGUAAGAAGUCACAAACUUUCUAAGCAAACUAGAACAAAAACAAAGAUCUGAAGAAGAUAUAACUUAAGCCACUUUCUUUUUGUCUGAAAAUGUCAUCCGAUUCCGGAAAUCAAAACAGGCGUUUAACCAAGGCCCUUAACACGGGAGCCCCACCACCAGAACAAGAACAGCUACCUUGUCCACGCUGUGACUCCACCAGCACUAAGUUUUGCUACUACAACAACUAUAACUUUUCUCAGCCUCGCCAUUUCUGUAAGUCCUGUCGCCGUUACUGGACUCAUGGUGGCACCCUCAGGGACAUUCCUGUUGGCGGUGGCACCAGAAAAAAUGCUAAGCGUUCGCGGACCACCACCCAUUCCACUGCCAUUUCUGCCGCCAAUGCUGCCACCACUACCACUAGUCAUAAUAACUUCCCGUUAUCUGCCACCCCGGUUUUGUUGCCAUUCUCAGCCAAUCAGAGCACUUUUGGUAUUGGUGGAGAAUCCAAGGGUUAUGGGGGUGGAAGUAUUUGUGGAAGUUUUACUUCAUUGUUGAAUACUCAGAGGCCUGGUUUUCUUGCCCUUCGAGGGUUUGGGCUUGGUGUUGGUCCAGGAUUUGAGGAUGUUAGUUUUGGGCUUGGACGUGGAACGUGGCCUUUUCCAGGAGUGGGAGAUGAAGCAGCUGCUAUUGGUGGCAGCGUUGGGGCUGCUACAGGAAUGGGGAACACACGGCAGUUUGAAGAUGGAGAAACGGGGUUUGUCGGUGGCGAUUACUUUUCUUGGUCUGAUCUUGCUAUUUCAACUCCUGGAAAUAGGCUCAAGUGAAUCUGAGAUUUUGGGUUCAUUGUGUUUUCCAUGUUCCUUUUUUUUUUCUUUUUAAGUGGAAAUUUUUUUUGUACAAGGAUAAUUAGUGAGUACUUUGAGUAAAUUAUUAGCUAUAUGAAAGUAGA
Messenger RNA from Durio zibethinus, 1189 nucleotides. Its product is annotated as dof zinc finger protein DOF3.4-like. Gene Ontology annotation, biological process: regulation of DNA-templated transcription. Gene Ontology annotation, molecular function: DNA-binding transcription factor activity; DNA binding. NCBI's taxonomy places the organism in Eukaryota, Viridiplantae, Streptophyta, Magnoliopsida, Malvales, Malvaceae. The record is from RefSeq and is a predicted model, not a curated record.